Silurus meridionalis is the source of this 7907-nucleotide messenger RNA. RefSeq names its product CAP-GLY domain containing linker protein 1a (gene clip1a). The transcript is spliced from 27 exons. The record is from RefSeq and is a predicted model, not a curated record. Gene Ontology annotation, cellular component: nucleus; cytoplasm; microtubule plus-end. NCBI's taxonomy places the organism in Eukaryota, Metazoa, Chordata, Actinopteri, Siluriformes, Siluridae. Gene Ontology annotation, biological process: cytoplasmic microtubule organization; positive regulation of microtubule polymerization. Gene Ontology annotation, molecular function: microtubule plus-end binding. Bases 679 to 7374 code for a protein of 2231 amino acids.
GCAGCCAAAAGAAGAAGAAGAAGAAGUGCCAUGUUUGAACAGAUGUGGAGGCCUGUUUUGAAACAUCUUUCAACCAUUUCACAAGAGAUCAUAUUUAAGGAAAGAUUUGAAUACACAUUCCUUUUUACUGAACAUCUGGCAUAUCAUCUGUCAAACGAUGCCUCUUACCCGAAGAGAGACAUUAAAGUAAUCUCAGAAGAAGAAGAUGAGGAGGAGGAAGAAAGUCUUUUAUUUAUAUCGAUGGAUUAAAAGAUUAAAAGUAUCCUUACCUGCUUUUCCCCCUUCCUGUCCUACUGAAUAACACACGGGGUAUUAGUAGUACUCCCCAAAACCCCUUCGUGCCCUACGUAGUGCUCUAGCCGGCGGUUUAGGACGCGGCCGGAGGUCCUCCUCUGGAUGCACGUCAGCGCGUCGCCUCUCUGAAGUUCCCGGUUAAAAGAGAACAAGUGAAGAGUCGGAGUGAUUAAACCCCGCUCGCGCGCAGAGGUGACCGUGUUCUGUAAAUAAGAGAUCACCAUUGUUUUUUUUACACCACUUCUCUUUUUUUUUUUUUUUCUUUUUUUCUGCUUUUUUAAGGUCCCUGGUGUAAAAGUGUAAAUGUGCUGCUUGAAGUUAUAAGACGGAGUCAAUGUUUUGUGAAAAAAGAAAACCAUACUAUAAAGAACAAGCAAAGGAACUAUGAGUUCAGCCAAGCCAAGUGGGCUCAAAGCCCCCAGCAAGAUCAGCAGAACAGCUGGAGCUGCGACCAAAACGUCUCCGUCUGCUGCUGCGAAAGCGGUUCCAGGUGACAAAGCUUCACCUGACACCCCAGACGCAGCUGAAGAGUUUAAAGUCGGGGAUCGAGUGUGGGUGAACGGGAACAAACCCGGCUACGUUCGGUUCCUGGGCGAGACCCAGUUUGCACCGGGACAGUGGGCCGGCAUUGUGUUGGAUGAAGCAAUCGGGAAAAACGAUGGCUCGGUAGCAGGGGUGCGCUACUUUCAAUCCGAGCCCCUGAGAGGUAUUUUUACGCGACCUUCCAAGCUUUCCAGAACCGAGGGCGAGGCAAAUGGGACAACGACAGCGCCAGCAUCUCCAACGCCCUCCGUAACGGCGCCACCUCCAGCCACUCCUGCACCAGCUCCAGCUCCUGCUCCUGCUCCUGCACCUGCAGCUGCCACAGCAACUAACAAUCCAGCUCCAAAACCUGCCUCGAACCUCACACGCUCCAAUUCUGAAUCAGUGUCCAACCUCUCGGAGGCAGGCUCGGUGAAGAAAGGAGAACGGGAGCUGAAGAUGGGCGAUCGCGUCCUGGUGGGUGGUACUAAAGCCGGUGUAGUACGCUUCUUAGGGGAGACGGAUUUUGCCAAAGGCGAGUGGUGUGGCGUCGAGCUGGAUGAGCCUUUAGGGAAGAACGAUGGUGCAGUGGCUGGAACCAGAUACUUCCAGUGUCAGACCAAGUACGGCCUUUUCGCCCCGGUGCACAAGGUGACACGCAUCGGAUUCCCGUCCACGACUCCGGCUAAGGCGAAGGCCACGGCUCGGAAGGCGUCUACACCGGGAGGAUUGAAGCGCAGCCCGAGCGCCUCCUCAGUCAGUUCCAUGAGUUCUGUCGCCUCGUCGGUGAGCGGCAAACCCAGCCGCACCGGUCUGCUGACGGAAACGUCCUCGCGGUACACACGGAAGAUAUCAGGGACCACUGCGCUGCAGGAGGCUCUGAAGGAGAAGCAGCAGCACAUCGAGCAGCUCCUCGCCGAGCGCGACCUGGAGCGGGCCGAGGUUGCUAAAGCCACCAGCCAAGUAGGAGAAGUGGAGCAGGAGCUCAGCGUUCUCAGACAAGGUCAAGAACAGUAUGUGACCGAGAUGGAGGCCAAAAUGGAUCAGCUGCGCACCCUGGUGGAGGCUGCAGACAGGGACAAGGUGGAGCUUUUAAAUCAGCUAGAGGAAGAGAGGAGAAAAGUGGAGGACCUUCAGUUCCGUGUAGAAGAAGCUUGUAUUACCAAAGGAGACUUGGAGACGCAGACCAGACGGGAGCAUGCCCUCCUUAAGGAGCUCGAGCAAAGUCUGCUCUUUGAAAAGACCAAAGCUGAGAAACUCCAGAGGGAGUUAGAAGACUCUAGGGUCGCUACAGUCUCUGAGAAGUCUCGCAUCCUUGAACUGGAGAGAGACCUUGCUUUGAGGGACAAAGCGGUGGCUGCACUCCGGCAGCAUUUGGAGGCCGGUCCUGGACAGGAAACAUCUGCCGUGGACCCGACAGUUCCAGUCCUCCAGGAAGAACUCAGUUUGCUUCGGACCCGACUCUCGUCUCAAGCCUCCAGCCAUGAAAUAGCACUAGCCGCCUUGCGUGCGAAGCUGGAAGCAGAAUCCAAAGCACACUGUGAGGCUUUGGCCAAACUCCAGGCCUCUUCGACGCUCUCUUCAAAUGAAAACGAGCAGCUCCGUGCGAGAUUAGCCGAGGCGGAAAAGGAGAACGCGGACGUCGUCGAGCUGUGGCGCGCUAAACUUGCUUCAGCCAUCACUUCUCAUCAGCAAGCCAUGGAGGAGCUUAAGGCCUCCUCGGGAAUGGGGACUGGAGACUCCCAGUUGCGAGAAACUGUGGAUAAGCUGAAGUUGGUGCACAAACUACAGCUAGAGGAAAGCUUAGCUAAGCACACCACUGAAGCCAAGAGGUGGAAGCUAGAUAUCGAAGAGCUCCGGAAACAGCUGAAUGCCGUGACCGAGGAGAAGGAGCGCCUGGUGGAAUCGCUACGCACCAAUCUAGAGAGCGCGGAGGAUCAGCACCUGGUCGAGCUUGAAGAAGCUUUGGGCAAACUUCACAACGCGGAGAUCAGGGUAAAAGAGCUUGAGGAGGACAACUCAAAACUAGGGAACCAGACGGAGGAGAAAGCUCGGGAGCUCCUGGACCAAGCCGCUCUGAUUCAGACCUUUCGCUCCCACCAGAGCCAAGGUGUGCAGGAGCUCCAAAGUCUGCUGGCUCGAGUUGAAGAAGCGGAGGGCAAGGCCAGUGUGCAAGAGGGAAAGGUUACUGAGCUGACCUCCAUGUUGGACAGCAAGCAGAAGGAGAUGGAUGGUUUGCAGAAGAACCUGGCCUCACUGCAGCAAACUAAGAGCUCUCUGGAGCAAGAACUUUCUGACUUGAAGCAAAAAGUUUCAGCGUCUUUAGAUGACCAGUCAGCAUCUUCACAAGCUUUUCAGAAGUUACAGGAGACGCUCAGCAAAAAGGAGGAACAGUGUGCAUCGCUUUCCAGCGAAUCUGAAAAGCUCAAGAUUCAGCUGUCAGGCUUGGAGGCAAAGUUGAAAUCGGGCGAAGAGAAGCUCGAGCGGCUGAGCAAAGACAAAGCAAAGCUUGAAGACGACAUCAGUGAGCUGAUAAAGUCAUCCGGAGACAGUUCUUCUCAGCUGACCAAGAUGAAUGAAGAUCUCACUCAGAAGGAGAGGAGACUCGAAGAGCUUCAGAAUCAGCUCUCGGAGCAGAAGGAGCUGGUCGCUCUGUCUGAGGAGAGCAGGAGUCAGGAGCAGGCUCGAGCCAAGCAGGAGAUCAAGGACACCAGCGAGAGACACCAGGAAGAAGUUUCCAAACUACAGGAGAAGAUAAAAACUCUAGAGAAGAGCGUUGAGGAGACUCAAGCUAAGGUAAAUGAAGCCCAAACCUCUGGAGAGAAUGCACUCGCCAGUGCCUUAAAGAAGCAUGCGGAGGAGCUCCAGGAUCUACAGGGUCAGGUCGAAAAAGCACAGCAGCAGCUCAACACCUCAGAGGAGACGUGCCGGAAACUUAAAGAAGAGCUGGACGAGUUGGUGCCCUUUAAAGAAAAGGCUCAGUCUCUCACAACUGAAUUGGCUUGUUCCAUGCAAGGGGCUGAGAAACUUGCUUCUGAGUUGGGUGAGCUAAGGUCGUUAUCCGAGCGUCUAUCUGCGGAAAGGGACGACGCUCGCGCUCAGAAGGAGAAUGCCGAAAAGCGAAUUGUAGAUCUUUUCACGAAGCUGUCCAGUUCGGAAGAAGUUCAGAAGGAUCUGUCGUCGAGAAACGAUGAGCUCGAUGCAACCAAUGAACGACUCGCGAACGAGAUGAAGGAAUUGCGUUCCGCGAAUCAGCAGCUGCAGAAUGAAAGGUCCUCCCUCGACAGCGAGAGAGCACGACUCGACAGAGACCUGCAGAAUGUCAAACAAAUCCAGGAAGAAAUGAAAGCCGAGAAUGCGAGCCUGAAAGAGAUUCAAGCGCAGCAAGUGGUUCAAAUCGAAAACCUUGAGAAGCACAAAGCAGAACAACGAGACGUCGUGCUGAAGUGUCAGCAAGAGCUUCAGGAUCAUGAGAAGAAGGGUACAGCGCUCGCUCAGAAGCAUGCCAAAGUGUGUGAGGAUAAGGAUAGGCUUCAGGAGGAGCUUCAGUCCUUAAGGUCACAGUGCGCAAAAACCGAAGAGCUUCAAUCGAAGCUGCAGGCUGAGAAAAAGCAGCUCUCUGAUAGAACCACAAUGCUGGAGGCAGAAACCGAAGUUCUCCGUAACGAGAAUGCGAAGCUUGUGUCGGAUCUCCAAACCACCGUGUUAGCUAAAGAGUCUCUCGCCGCUGAAAAAUCGGACCUUCAAAAUCAACUCGAAGCUGCGAAGAUGACGGUGGAGCAGUUCAGCAGGGACAAUGCUGAGCUCCAGGCGUCCAAGAACAGCUUCGCCAGAAUGCUGGAGGAAAUUAAAACUAGCCGGGAAGUCACCGACUCUGAAAGGCUUUUACUCGCGGAGGAGAAAGAGAACCUCCUCGAAACCCAGAGGAAAAUGGCCUCGGAAAAGCAGGAGCUUUCAAAACAAAUCGAAGUACUGGUUGAAAAAGUCCGUUUGAAUGCAGAAGAAGCCAAAGCCGCAAACGAGAAGAUCCAGCACAACGCCGCUGCUUUUACUCAGGAGGAGCAAACGAUUAAAGCAAAGCUCUCAGAGACCGAGAAGACUCUCCAAGCGCUCGAAGAGGAAAAUAUCACCUUGAAGUCUGCUCUCAAAGAGCAAACAAAUCAAAAUCAGCUUUCGGAGAAGGAAAUAAACCUUUUGAAGGAGAAGCACGAAAAGGAAAUCGCUGAAAAGUCGUCUGUCUUGGCGGAGAAAACGCGAUCUGAAGCUGAAUUAUUAGGCGAGAAGAAGAAUCUUAAAUCGGAGCUGGACAACAUGAAGGAGAUAAAUGACCAAAUAGGAUUAGAGAAGAUGAAACUCAGGCAGGAGAACGCUGAUUUACAGAGUCUUCUGCAGAAAAAUAAGGCCGAUCUUGAAUCUCUAGAAAAGUCCAACGUCAGCUUAACCGAUCAGAACCAACAAUUACAGCUCAACUUGGAGCACGUGAAGGAGGAAUUUAAGCAAAAGGCGGACGCGUUUGAGAAAGAGAAGGUUUCCCUGCACACUACGAUCAAGGAGCUCAAGAAGACAAACGGUGAUCUGCUCCAGGAAGUCGAACGUCUCUCGAGUCAGAACAGAUCGCUCUCAGAGGCCAAGAGCAGCUCGGAAGCUCUUCAGCAAAUGCUAGAAAUGGAGAGGAACGAAUUCUCGGUCGUCAAGGAAAACCUUACGAAAAAAGUCGAGGAACUAACGAAGGCGAUCCAUGAUUCUGAACAAGAGAAAGCCAGGAUGCUGGAGGUGAAGUCCAAGCUCGACGGUGAACUCAUGGCCAUCGGGACGGAAAAACAGAAAGUUGAAGCGCAGCAGCAGUUGCUUAGCAACAAAGUAGAGGAAUUAUGGAACAUGUGUUUGGAGAAAAAAAUAAACUUGCCCGACAUGAACCAGAGUUCCCUUGAAAAAGUUCAAGAGAUCUUCAACGCACUUCAGAAAACGAGUGAAGAGAAAACCUCGCUUGUCUGUGAAAUUGAGCUUUUAAAGAGCCACCAGAAGAGGAGCGAUGAAGAUCGCUCUGACAUUGCUGCCGCCAAAGAGGUCCUCGCUUCCAAAAUUGCCGAACUCGAGAACACCACUACGUGCCUCGUUAAGGAGAGGACAGACCUCCUGAAAUGCCGUGCAUCUCUGGAACAGGAAGUCCUGUCUCUCCGUAGUAGCAUGGAAACGGGUGAUAAGAAAUGCUCGGAUUAUCUGAUUCAGAUCGAGGAACUGAAGAAAGCACAGCUUGGUCUGGAAGCCAAGUUAGAAAGCCUUCGUUGCGACAGGGUUGAGCUCGAGGAGCGACAGCAAGCUGCAGAAAAGCAGGUGGCGCUUUUAUCCGAUUCCAAGGACGAGAUGGGGUCGAGCCUGUCCGCGGUGCGAGCCGAGAGGGACGCUCUGAGGAAGGAGGUCGAAGUUAUGGUGGCUCAAAAGAAAAGCGCUCUAGCAAAGCAGCUCGAGGCUGCCGAGAGCGCGGGGCGUACAGCACAGGACCUGGACACACUCACCCAGGAGAAGCUCGCGUUGCAAAAGGAAAAAAUAGCGGCCGAGGCUCUCGUCCAGGAGUUUAAAAACGCCAAAGAGAACCUGCAGAGUCAGCUGGACAAUCUUUCAAAACAGAACUCCGAAUACCAACAGGAUCUGAGGAACUCCAAAGAACAUCUGAACGCAGAACAGGAGAGGAUCAACAGUCUGUGCAAAGAAAUUGAGGCGUUAAAAAAAGCAGCAUCUGAAAACGCCCUGGAUAUGGAAGCUGUGAAACAGGAAAGAGCCAAACUGACUGAGGAACUGUCCAGCAGCCAGAAGGAAAACAACAGCCAACAAAAACUGAAAGAGCGCUUGGCACAUCUCAGCAGCCAGAUCAAGGACAUGGAGAAGAGAGAGCUCACCCUGAAGAGCGAAUCGGACGCUGAGAAAUCCGCUCUGCAGCAGUCCAUCCAGAAAAACAGUGCCUUGAUUUUAGAAAAGAACAAAGAAUUGGAAACUCUGAAGAACAAGGUGGCGCUGCUGAGCAGCGAGAGUGCAGCUGCGAACGCUCUCCAGAGCAGCGUGAAGUCUCUGGAAGGCGAUAAAGCUGAGCUUCAGGAGCGAGUGCGCACUCUGGAGAGGAGUUUAACAGCAGCAGACAUCAGUGCUGCAGGGUCUCCCGCUCUGGACGAGAUGCGCGAGGUGAAGGAAAACGCCCAGUGUCAGGUUGCGUUCCUGAACUCGGUCAUCGUGGACCUGCAGCGCAAGAACGAGGACCUGAAAUCGAAGCUGGAGAAGAUGGCCGAGGCGGCGCUCAACGGAAACACAGCUGGCGAAAUGGACAAUCACGAAAGUUUGUCCGAGUCCAAAGCGAAAAAGAAACUGCCACCGCGUCUCUUCUGCGACAUCUGCGACUGUUUCGACCUCCACGACACGGAGGACUGUCCCACACAGGAGCAGCUGCCCGAUUCCCCUCCGCACACGACCUACCACGGCAGCGCCAGCGAAGAAAGGCCUUACUGCGAAAUCUGCGAGGUGUUCGGCCACUGGACCGAGACAUGCAACGACGAUCAGACCUUCUAAACCCCGGCUGCACCCUCACGCAACACCGCACACGUCACACACAAGUGUGGAAAUGUCCGUAUGUACUGUGUGUGUGUGUGUGUGUGUGCGCGCAAUCACUCGUUUGCCUUCCCUCUCUCCACAGUCCUUUUUUUUAAAGGUUUUUGGGAUUUAACAGCUUUAAAUUGAAUUAUUUCAGACUGUUAAAUGUAGUUCCAUCUUUUUUCUUUUUUUUUCUUUUUCUCCGUGUGUUGGGUGAAGGAGAUUUUAGCUUUCAUUCUCCGUUCAUUUUCGGACCCUGUUCAACCCUUGCAGCAGGCGUAUCGCUGCGCUGAGCGUUUGAAAAGUAGGGGGCGCUAACGAGGCUAAUGCACUUUACUCCAACAUCCUCUUCCCAGAUUUCGUUUCAGCUCGAUGAAGGCGGUUUUCGUAAUAAAAACUAAACAAAAACAGAAUGUAAUUUGAAUGUUAUAUUGAUGCUGUCACUUUUUCAGUGGGUUUUUUUGGAAAUAUUAUACAUCUGUACAAAAAAUUAAUAAAUAUUGUUUCAAUCA